Pelecanus crispus (Dalmatian pelican) is the source of this 1571-nucleotide messenger RNA. The record is from RefSeq and is a predicted model, not a curated record. NCBI's taxonomy places the organism in Eukaryota, Metazoa, Chordata, Aves, Pelecaniformes, Pelecanidae.
AUGGGAAGAGGAGUACACGGUGCGUGUCCAGCUUCAGGACCGAGUGACUGAGCUGCAGGAGGAAGCCCAGGAGGCUGAAGCCUGCCAGGAGGAGUUGGCCAUGAAGGUGGAGCAGCUCAAGGCAGAGCUUGUUGUCUUCAAGGGACUGAUGAGUAAUAACAUCACGGAGCUGGACACCAAGAUUCAAGAGAAGGCCAUGAAGGUGGACAUGGACAUCUGCCGGCGCAUCGACAUCACUGCCAAGCUGUGCGAUGUGGCGCAGCAGCGGAACUGCGAGGACAUGAUCAAGAUGUUUCAGAAACAACUGGUCCCAGCCUCGGUGGGGCGGAAGCGGGAGCGCAAGCAGGUCAGCGACGAAGACACCUCGCUGUCAGAGAGCGACGCCUCCCGAAAACCUGAAGAGGAAGAGGAGGAUGAGACCACAGCCAUGAGUAUCAAUGAGGAAAUGCAGAGGAUGCUGAACCAGCUGAGGGAAUAUGACUUUGAGGAUGACUGUGACAGCCUCACGUGGGAGGAGACAGAAGAAACGCUGCUCCUCUGGGAGGACUUCUCCGGAUAUGCCAUUGCAGCUGCAGAGGUGCAGGGGGAGCAGGACGACAGCCUGGAGAAAGUGAUCAAGGACACAGAGUCGCUGUUCAAGAGCCGUGAGAAGGAGUACCAGGAAACCAUCGACCAAAUAGAGCUGGAGCUGGCCACAGCCAAGAACGACAUGAACCGGCACCUGCACGAGUACAUGGAAAUGUGCAGCAUGAAGCGAGGCUUGGACGUGCAGAUGGAGACUUGCCGGCGGCUCAUCACCCAGUCUGGGGACAGAAAGUCUCCUGCCUUCACCCCGGCCUCCAACAGCGAGUCGGCCCCGAACGAGGAGAGCGAGGAGUCCGACCGCGACCUCCUCAGCGACGCUUCCAUCAGAUAAUGAGGGGAGGCCCCCGCUCCCUUGGACCCCCUUCCUGGCACGGGGGUGCCUGAGCCGCGCCUGGGAGAGACUGUCAGAGACGUGGAGCUGCUGGUAAACGUCUGUCGCCAAGGCUCACUCCCGUUUUGGGGUGCUUGGCAGAUCCCACACCCCCCCACCACUGGAUAUCUUGCAAAUGGGAAUAGCUAGAUAGACCUGAGGGUCCUCACCUGGCCGCUCAGCCUCCAGCCCCUUCUCUAUUCCCUUCCCCUGCUUUAAACGGUGGUUCGGGCAGGGAGGCUCCAAACCUGCCAUGGCGGCGUUCUCCAGGACCUGUCCCCCAGACCCACCUUCUCUGGCCUCCGUCCUGGUACACUUGACCUUGCCCCCUGCCUUCCCUGCGCCACACGGAGCCGAACGAGAGCCGUACCUCCCUGCAAACUGGACCUGACACUGGUGCCAACUGGACCGAGCCCGGGGCUCUCUCUGUCCUUGCUGCUGACCAGGUGCCUGGCUGGUCCCUGUGCUGCGCCAGGCACCCCAAGCCCCCCCGCCACCUCUGGGGUGGGGGCUGAGUCCCGCUCACUGUGCACUUUGCUUUGCCGCAUGUCGGCGGUGCGCUCGCGUCUGUGUUAUGGGGGCGAGGGGUCAUUAAAUGGGACAGUUUCCUUUUCUA